GGCGCUGGUGCGGCGGCGGCACGUGGUGGCGGCGCUGCGCAUGUGACGGGCCCUCCCCGGCCGCCGCGGCUCAUCCCCGCCCGGCCGAGUCCCCGCCCGCCCGGCCCCCGGCGCAGCGCCGCGCUCCGCUCUCCUCCGCUCCGCUCGGCUCCGCUCCCCGGCGCGCAGCAGCCCCGCACCGCAGGCAGCCGCCGCCGCCGCCCCGCCACCCGGCGCCAUGGCUUCUGGAGUAACAGUGAACGAUGAAGUCAUAAAGGUUUUUAAUGACAUGAAAGUAAGGAAAUCUUCAACCCCAGAAGAGAUUAAAAAAAGAAAGAAAGCCGUUCUCUUCUGCUUAAGUGAUGACAAAAAACAAAUAAUUGUAGAGGAGUCAAAGCAGAUACUGGUUGGUGACAUCGGAGAUACCGUGGAGGACCCCUACUCAGCCUUUGUGAAGUUGCUACCACUGAAUGAUUGCCGAUACGCUUUGUAUGAUGCCACAUAUGAGACAAAGGAAUCUAAGAAAGAAGACCUGGUAUUUAUAUUCUGGGCUCCUGAAAGUGCGCCUUUAAAAAGCAAGAUGAUCUACGCAAGCUCUAAAGAUGCCAUUAAAAAGAAAUUUACAGGUAUUAAACAUGAGUGGCAAGUAAAUGGUUUGGAUGAUAUUAAGGACCGUUCAACACUUGGAGAGAAAUUGGGAGGCAACGUGGUAGUUUCACUUGAAGGAAAACCCUUAUAAAAAGACAGACAAGUGCCAUCUGGAUCUAAGGAGCUUCCAUUUCUGCAGCUCGUUCAAUUGGAAUAGUAUUAGACUCCCUUUCCCCUUCCCUCCUCAAAAAAUAAGUCCCUUCCCUAAUGCCCCUGAAGGAGAUGUCAUUGUUAAGCAGUCUACCAGUGAUUGCCAUUAGACUGUUUAAUCCUGGUAGUUUUAUGUAGGAUCCAAGGAAUGCUUUCACGUCACACUCUUAGCCAAAACUGACGUUGCAUGCAUUCCUUGCAACAUGUACAAUGAAUGUGAUAGUUAAUGUGAAUAGUCUAGCAGACAGCAAAGGGUAAGCUAAUUGAAUGCCUUGAAAGUAUUGUCCACUGGUCGGAUGGUAGACUCUAUACAGUAUUACUUACAGUUGCACUUGAUUGCAGUUCCAUGAGGCUCUUGUGCAUUCAUACACCUCACCUGCCUUGACAAGCCUAUUUUUGUGACAUGGCAGCACACAACACUAUGCAUUUAAAGCACUUUUUUGUAAUAUGUUUGACCCGCCCCUCCCCCCCAAAGGAAUGCCAAUUAAGUUGCUGUAACCGUGUCAUCAAAUUAUUGUAGUACCUCAGUUCCAUUCCUGUUACAUGCAUAUCUUUAUAAAUGAAGUAGCUGUUACGAUGCCUUUUGUUUUCCAUUGAAUGUACACUACUGAUCAGGAGUAGAAGUUAUCUGUUUACCAUGUGAGUCUUGAAACACUAAAGUUUUGUAAAACAUCAGUCAUGAUGGCAAUUUCUGUAUUAAAAAGAGCCUUAAAUGGAACGUUGUUUUUGAGAUCAAAAACUGGCCACGUUGCAAUAAAACUUGUGGCUUAUUACAGAA
This is a messenger RNA of Cygnus olor (mute swan), 1555 nucleotides long. It is a transcript of the gene CFL2, whose product is annotated as cofilin 2. Gene Ontology annotation, biological process: actin filament severing; actin filament fragmentation; cell motility. The transcript has 4 exons. Gene Ontology annotation, cellular component: actin cytoskeleton; actin cortical patch; cytoplasm. Gene Ontology annotation, molecular function: actin filament binding. Bases 218 to 718 code for a protein of 166 amino acids. NCBI's taxonomy places the organism in Eukaryota, Metazoa, Chordata, Aves, Anseriformes, Anatidae. The record is from RefSeq and is a predicted model, not a curated record.